This is a messenger RNA of Rattus norvegicus (Norway rat), 942 nucleotides long. It is a transcript of the gene Or1f20d, whose product is annotated as olfactory receptor family 1 subfamily F member 20D. Gene Ontology annotation, cellular component: membrane; plasma membrane. Bases 1 to 942 code for a protein of 313 amino acids. The transcript has a single exon. The record is from RefSeq and is marked reviewed. Gene Ontology annotation, biological process: detection of chemical stimulus involved in sensory perception of smell; signal transduction; G protein-coupled receptor signaling pathway. NCBI's taxonomy places the organism in Eukaryota, Metazoa, Chordata, Mammalia, Rodentia, Muridae. Gene Ontology annotation, molecular function: G protein-coupled receptor activity; olfactory receptor activity.
AUGAGCAGCACCAACGAGUCGAGCAUCUCAGAGUUCCUCCUCCUGGGACUCUCCAGGCAGCCCCAGCAGCAGCAGCACCUCUUCCUGCUCUUCCUCACCAUGUACCUGGCCACUGUCCUGGGAAACCUGCUCAUCAUCCUGGCCAUCGGCACAGAAUCCCGCCUGCACACCCCCAUGUACUUCUUCCUCAGCAACCUGUCUUUUGUGGAUGUCUGCUUCUCCUCCACAAUUGUCCCCAAGGUAUUGGCCAUCUACAUACUUGGGAGUCAGAUCAUUUCUUUCUCUGGAUGUCUCACUCAGCUCUAUUUUCUCUGUGUGUUUGCUGAUAUGGACAAUUUUCUGUUAGCUUUGAUGGCCUAUGACCGAUUUGUGGCCAUAUGCCACCCUUUACACUACAGAACAAAGAUAACCCAUCAGCUCUGUGCCCUUCUUGUUGUGGGGUCAUGGAUCAUAGCCAAUCUCAACUGUCUGUUGCACAUACUGCUCAUGGCUCCACUCUCCUUCUGUGGAAACAACAUGAUCCCCCACUUCUUCUGUGAUGCAACUCCCCUUCUGAAACUCUCCUGCUCAGACACACAUCUCAACGAGCUGAUGAUUCAUACAGAGGGAGCUGUGAUCAUGGUCACCCCAUUUGUCUGCAUCCUGAUCUCCUACAUGCACAUCACCUGUGCUGUCCUAAGAUUCUCAUCCCUUAGGGGAGGAUGGAAAGCCUUCUCCACCUGUGGAUCCCACUUGGCUGCGGUCUGCCUCUUCUAUGGCACCAUCAUCGCUGAGUAUUUCUCUUCUUCAUCCUCUCACUCAGCUGGGAGGGAUAUAGUAGGUGCCAUAAUGUAUACAGUGGUGACCCCAAUGCUGAACCCUUUCAUCUACAGCCUGAGAAACAGGGAUAUGAAAGGGGCUUUAAGGAAAGUGCUCACCAUGAGAUUUCCAUCAAGGCAGUAA